Molecule: messenger RNA, 509 nt
Organism: Racocetra fulgida
Lineage: Eukaryota; Fungi; Glomeromycota; Glomeromycetes; Diversisporales; Gigasporaceae
Source: the annotation of a GenBank genome assembly
UGGCAAUAUUCUUAUUGGUCAGAAAAAUAUUCCAGCAAUUGCAGAUUUAGGAAUAAGCAAACCGGUAGAUGCGUCAUCAGAUGAUAAUGCAAUUUAUGGAGUUAUUCCAUAUGUUGCACCAGAAGUAUUAAAAAGAGGAAAGUUUACACAAGCUUCCGACAUUUAUAGCUUUGGUAUGAUUAUGUGGGAGGUAAUAAGUGGUUGCAGACCAUUUUCUGAUCGUAAGCAUGAUGAACAUCUUAUUCUGGACAUUCUUAAUGGUUUUCGUCCAGAAAUUCCAACAAAUACACCACAGGAUUUUGUUAAGUUAAUGGAAAAAUGCUGGCAUUCAGAUUCAGAAAAAAGAAAAUUUAAAGAUUAUCGUGGUAAUCUUUCAAUGAGAACAUAUUUUUUGGGUCGUGAGCUUGAUGAACUUAUUAUCAAAGCAAGAAGAGGAGAAAUAAAAUUUCCAGAAAAUAAAGAUACCAGCAUUUUACCGACUAAAAUAAAUGAACAAGCAAUUUAUUCCA